AUGCGCCAGUCAGAGAGACAGACCAAGAUCGAGGAGGCCUCGACCUCCACACGGGGGCAAAAGAGUGUAUUUCGGAUCCCAAACUACAAAUCAAACAAUCACAUAGCGCAUGGACCUGUGGAGAACCCAACCGAUCGGGUCUUUCAUUCUCGCCGGUCGCACCGGAAGUCCCGUGGAGGCUGCGCUAGCUGCAAGCAGCGGCGAGUUAAGUGCGACGAAACUAAACCCCACUGUCUUCGCUGUCAAAAGCACGGCGUUGAUUGCGACUAUACGGCCCAGCUCAUGCGUACUAAGCCUCCCAAGCAUGUCGUUUCCCAUUUCAUCGAAUCUCAGCCCGACUUAAUGUCUGUGGAGUCGUUAUCCGCAUCAAUGUCGUUGCUAUUAGUAGCAGAAAGAUUGGACGAGCUCCUCAAGCUCGGUCAUGCUGCUUCAGGAUCAAGAUUACCGUUACGGACCUGCUCGCCUUCUUCAAGCCGUAUUUUAGAGGCUCUUCGGCAUUUCAAUCAAAGCGCCUUUGGCAUGGACAGUACUCCGGGAAAGAAAGAUAAUAUGAGGCCGAAAAUGACCCAACUUGCCUUUGAGACUCCAUUCCUUAUGCAUGCUAUCAUUGGAGUCGCAACUACGCAUCUCAGUAACGCUGUCCCCGAAAAAAACGCUUAUCGUGUCGCAGAAGCAUAUCACUGGCAACAAGCCAUCCGUCAAUACUCAGAGGAGGUGUCCCGCGGCGUUACUCAGCAGAACAUGGACAAGCUAUACUCUACCUGCCUUUUACUCACCGUGCACACUUUCAUUCUUGAAGAAUUCAACCCUCGUGCCUCUUUUGUCUUUUCCAGCGACCCAAGAUCAUUAAAUUGGCUUCGAUUGCAGGGUGGCCUACGCUACUUACUCGAGCGCACGUCCCGAUGGCUACCGAACAGUAUGUGGUUUCAUGCCUUCAUGGAAACCCACGACCCAAACAUCGACUACGAAGACAAUCGGCCUGGCCGCGUGGGCUUGGAUCCAGACUUCGCUGAUCUUUGCGGCAUCGAUGAAUGCUCAACCACAGACAAUAAUCCCUAUCUCUGGCCACUUCGUAUGCUGACCUGGAUUAUUCCGCUGGAGAUGGCACCGAAGAAUGCCUCCAAGUACCAUAACUGGAUGGGCCGGUUGGAAUCGGAAUACUAUGAGCGCCUGUGGCAGAAGGAUCCACCGGCUUUGGUUCUCCUUGCGUGGUGGCUUGCGCUCGCUGGGUGUGCUGGGGAAUGGUGGAUGGAGACUCGCACGCGGUCGGAAUGCACCGCUAUUUGCAUGCGACUGGAAGAUAGUGAGGAUCCGCUCGUGUGCAAGCUACUCGAGUUUCCUGCUCAGUGCUGUGGGUAUCUUCUGCGGCACGUCCAGGAACGAAUGGCGCUAGAAGCUCGGGGUGAUCUUGGGUUGCAUAUUUGA
Molecule: messenger RNA, 1425 nt
Organism: Penicillium macrosclerotiorum
Lineage: Eukaryota; Fungi; Ascomycota; Eurotiomycetes; Eurotiales; Aspergillaceae
Product: Zn(II)2Cys6 transcription factor domain-containing protein
Exons: 3
Coding region: 1-1425 (474 amino acids)
Biological process (GO): regulation of transcription by RNA polymerase II
Molecular function (GO): DNA-binding transcription activator activity, RNA polymerase II-specific; zinc ion binding
Source: RefSeq, a predicted model, not a curated record